Panthera uncia (snow leopard) is the source of this 6989-nucleotide messenger RNA. RefSeq names its product zinc finger protein 543-like. Gene Ontology annotation, biological process: regulation of DNA-templated transcription. The coding region runs from base 1874 to 4132 and encodes 752 amino acids. The record is from RefSeq and is a predicted model, not a curated record. The transcript is spliced from 4 exons. NCBI's taxonomy places the organism in Eukaryota, Metazoa, Chordata, Mammalia, Carnivora, Felidae.
GACAGGGGCGUUUCCUGCGGCCCGCCCCGGCGGGGGCGGGACUUCCUGCUCCGUGGAGGCGAACGUCAUCCGCCGGUGCCGGAUGGGUCGUACCGGUCUGUGCGGCUUCGAGCAGUGGUGGGCAGGGCGCCUUUAUGAGGCGCGAGCGGAGAAGGCGGUGUGGAGCGUGGGUCUUACCUCCGCGUCCUUGUACGAGCCUGAUACCCGCCCCUCAUUCUCUAUAACGGGGUGUCACGUGAGCGCCUGCUGUCCCUGCAGCCCUGGGCCUCGAGCGCGCUUCACAGCGGGGAAACUGAGGCUGGGAGUGAGACCGUCAGCCGAGCUCGCCCCGCUCUGGGGCCCCUCGGCCGCCACCCCCUCCCCGGGUCCCGCUCUGUGCACAGGGUCCCACGAUGGCGGCGGCGUGGAUGGCCCCUGCGCGGGUGAGUGGACGACGCUGUGGGUAUUGCAGCCUGUCUGCUGCGGAGAGGGCUUCUGGGCAGCCGGAGGCUAGGAAGCCGUUCGCUUGCCUUUUCUCCCUGUCGUUUGUGUACAGCGCGCGUCGCUAGCUUGUCGUUUUAUUGUCCGUAGUCCUGCGGCAGUGCCGGAGUUCCGACAAGUGUUUGGUCAGUGCCGGGAAGGUGAAAGUGAUGCUUCCUUCCGCGGGCGUCCGUCACUCACAGAUCCAGCCCGCCCCGGGACCUGCAGGUGCCCACCCGGCCCUCCCGCCGACCUCCUGGACCUUGCCUUCUUACCCGGGGGCGCGGUUCUCCGGACACACCAGCCUGACCAUGCUGAGUUCAUCCCCCAGCCCUUGUCCUUGCCCUGCCCUGUGCCCGCGAUUCUGCCCCUUUGACUCUGGCGGGAGGGAGGGGGGGUCUUCCUCUCACAUCCUUCUGGCCUCUGCUCAGAUGUCACGCAUUUGGACAGAACUGCCCCAGCAGUUCAGGCCGAAGUGGCCCCUUCCCUGCUUGACCAUCAUCUGGCAUUUUUGUGUAGGAAACCUGGCAAAAUUAAAUAAGGGUUCCUGGUUGAAUAUGUCUGGGAUGUUGUGGGAGCAAAGAGAAAACAGUGGCAGAGGAACCAUAAUCGCUGGCCUUGGUUAAUUUUUGCUGUGGGUUGAAGGGCAGACCUAACAUUUCACCUCUUUUAAUCCUCACCUCCUCUGAGUUAAGUUCUGUUAGUAUUGCUGUUUUGAGUGAAAACAACUUGAGGCUUAGAGAGUUCAGUUAUUUGCCCAAAUUCACUGCAGCUCUUUUUUCUUUUUAAUGUUUUACUUAUGUUUGAGAGAGAGAGAGUGCGAGCCAGGGAGGGGCAGAGAGGGGGACAGAGGAUCCGAAGUGGGCUCCGUGCUGACAGCAGCAAGCCAGAUGUGGGGCUCAAACUCACAAACCUUGAGAUCAUGACCUGAGUUGAAGUCAGACACUCAACCGGCAGACACCCAGGCGCCCCUCCCUGCUGCUCUUAAGUAGCAGAAACAAUCAGUGUGUCAGCCACCACAGCCUGUAUUUGUACCCCCUUCUGUACAAAACGCAUAUAGGGAUACCUGGCAGUGACACGGAAACAUUGCAAGCCAAGCAGGCUUCCUUGGAGUAGGCAGUUUGGGCAGAAGGUGGGAAUAUGGCAUUUCAGCAGGUGGAAGUGUGUGGACAAAAAAAGGUAUAUUUGUUUCAGGAGUCCGCAGAAGACCUGUGUGAUUUCCAUGGCCCCCCGCCCCCAUCUGUCGAGACCUGCCCUGGGAGGGCCAGCCUCUGUGAUCAGUUGCUGACUGUUCCAUCAUAGACUCUGCCAGGACAGACAGAUGUAAAUCGGAGGCUGUUCUCAUGGCCGCAGCCUGCUUGCAUCGUCCUCAGCAGCUUCCGUUCUCUGGGCCUGAAGUAGUCUUUCCUCAGGGAUGGGUGCCUCGAGGACCCAGGCAGGCGGGUUUGAGUUCCGGCAGAGUCGCCAAAGGAAAGGAAAGAAGACUCCAGUAGGAAAAAGAAACAAUGGCUCAUUGUGGAUUCUCCCUGGCAGUCUGAGGAGCAGAAGGCAUUGGCACCUGAUCCGGGCCCUGCCCCUUCCCAAGCAGAUGCCACCACCUCAGAUGCUGGUGACCUUCGAUGAUGUGGCCGUGACUUUUACCCAGGAGGAGUGGGGGCAGCUGGACCCGGCCCAGAGGACCCUGUACCAGGAGGUGAUGCUGGAAACCUGCAGGCUCCUGGUCUCUCUGGGCUGUCCUCUACCCAAACCAGAGCAGAUCUACCCACUGGAGCGGAGCCCAGAGUUAUGGACACUGCAGAGAGGCCUCUCCUCUAGCAACUGCCCAGGUGACAAUAUAAAACCUGAGACCACCGAGCCUUCCCCUUCUCACCUUGCCUUGUCUGAGGAAACCUCACCACGGGAGCAAAUGACUUCACGAGCCCCAGGGUACUCCCAGCUUGGGCAAGGCAAGAGUCAGGAUAGGCCAUCAGAAAUGCUGGAAGGCCAGUUGGAACCAGGAACAGACCCCCUGAUGGAAAAGCUCCCUGGAAACAUGAAGCCCGAACAUGAUGGUUUAGGGACAGAUGAUCGUCUACACUCAAGGAUUGUACAGGAGCUGAUCCCUGCGGGACAUGUCCUCCAUGAACGUGACUCACGGGGACCACUGAAAGAUCCCUUGAUUCGUGAAGGGAGACGUCCCUAUAAGUGUGCGGAAUGCGGGAAAGUGUUUACCAAGAACUGCUUUCUUGUUCGACACGAGCAGGUUCACACUGGAGUGAAGCCCUAUGAAUGCACCGAGUGCGGGAAAACUUUUAGCAAGAGCACACACCUCCUCCAGCACCACAUGAUCCACACGGGGGAGAGGCCCUACGAGUGCAUGGAGUGCGGGAAGGCCUUCAACCGCAGGUCGCACCUCACGAGGCACCAGCGGAUUCACACUGGGGAGAAGCCUUAUAAGUGCAGCGAGUGUGGAAAGGCCUUCACCCACCGCUCCAAUUUAGUCUUGCAUAACAGGAGCCACACUGGAGAGAAACCCUUUGUGUGCAAAGAAUGUGGAAAAGCCUUCCGAGAUAAGACAGGUUUCCUUCGACACUACAUCAUCCACACAGGAGAGAAGCCCUUCGAGUGCCUGGAGUGCGGGAAGGCCUUCAACCGCCGCUCACACCUCACGUGGCACCAGCAGAUUCACAGUGGAGUGAGACCCUUUGAAUGCAACGAAUGUGGGAAAGCCUUUUGCGACAGCACAGACCUCAUUCAGCACUAUGUCAUCCACACGGGGGAGAAGCCCUACAAGUGCCUGGAGUGUGGGAAGGCCUUCUACCGCCGGUCACACCUCAAGCAGCACCAGCGGAGUCACACCGGCGAGAAGCCCUACGUGUGCGGUGAGUGUGGAAAGGCCUUCACCCACUGUUCCACUUUCAUCUUGCACAAAAGGGCCCACACCGGAGAAAAACCCUACGAGUGCAAAGAAUGUGGGAAAGCCUUUAGCAAUCGGUCAGAUCUCAUCCGACACUUCAGCAUCCACACUGAGGAGAAGCCCUACGAGUGCAUGGAGUGCGGGAAGGCCUUCAACCGCCGCUCAUACCUCACGAGGCACCAGCGGAUUCACAGUGGAGAGAAGCCCUAUGAGUGCGUGCAGUGUGGCAAAGCCUUUUGCCAGAGGGCAAACCUCAUUCGACACGCCAUCAUCCACACCGGGGAGAAGCCCUAUGAGUGCAGUGAGUGUGGAAAGGCCUUCACCUACUGCUACACUUUCAUCUUGCACAAAAGGGCCCACAUUGGAGAAAAACCUUUUGAGUGCAAACAAUGUGGGAAAGCCUUUAGCACUAGGAAGGACCUCAUCCGACACGUCAGCAUUCACGCCGGGGAGAAGCCCUUCGAGUGCUCUGAGUGCGGGAAGGCCUUCAACCGCCGCUCAGGGCUCACGAGGCACCAGCGGAUUCACAGUGGAGAGAAGCCCUAUGAAUGUGUCGAGUGUGGGAAAACCUUCUGCUGGAGCACAAGCCUCAUCCGACACUCCGUCAUCCACACCGGGGAGAAGCCCUAUGAAUGCAGCGAGUGUGGAAAGGCCUUCAGUCGCAGCUCCUCCCUCACUCAGCAUCAGAGGAUUCAUACUGGGAGACACCCUGUCAGUGGCAGCGCAGCAGAAGUGGGGAGACCCUUCGCGAGCGGGCAGUCCUCGGUCACCCUCUAAGCGCUCCACAGGGGAAAGACUUUUGAAUGUAGCCACUGAGGAAACCUCUUAGUCAGAAUCCGAUCGUUCAUACCAAAGAGAAACCCUUCUGUUGGAGGAUAUCGGUUGUCAUCUGAGGAGUCAUACUGGAAGUGCACCCAGCCUAGAGCCUUAUUCUACAUCUGAGAACUCCUCCAAGAGCAUGAUCCAGUCAUUCUCGUGCACUUAGCAUGACCAUUGGCCCCAUCUGCUCAGUUUACGCUGCAAAAUUAUCUCAGGGAUAUUUAAACAAAGGAGGAGGAGAUACAAGAGAAACACACGCACAGUUUCUUUCAUAUUUCUGUGACAAGCCUAUGGCAGUUUCUUGUUCCUUAUCUUAUUUGGGGGGGGGGCAGUGUUUCAGAGAUCAGAGAGCCUUGUCCCCUUUGCCUUGUAUAUACCUUCACUGCUGUCCAUUGUCGGGACAGUUGGGACAGUUGAGGGUGUGUGGAAAACCUUUAUUUUUUUUAUGUUUAUGUUUAUGAUUUUUCACACUCACAGAUGGCUUUAUUCAGCCGUCGCCCAUAGGACAAGGUGCCUCCCAGACCCCACAGUCCCUUGAAAACCUUUAUCGAAGGCCUUUGUUCUACAGCAUCAUCCCUACCUUUGAGUAGCGUAAGUCUUAACAAGAAAUAUGAAAACUUGAGUUAUGAAAGACUCAUAUUUCAGGAGAUAAAAAUGUACAUAUGAAUGGGCCCACUGUAGCACAUUCUUAAGACUUUGAUUUUUUAAAAAGCAAAAAAUUUUUUUCAGGUGUACUUAACCAUCCGUUUAUACGUGCUCUUGAUCUACUUGUCUGUUGUUUUUUUGUAUUUUUCUGUACGACGAGGAUGGCAGUGUAGCUGCGUUACCUUCUCAGAUGAAUCCUCUGAUUGUGGUUCCUGAGCUUCUCCCAUCCUAUUUAGAGAGGCUUCUCCCGAGUCCACCUCACUUGUUUUCUAUGGGUCGAAUUAGAGCCAAAACAAAAGAAAACACAUAGCUAAAUUAAGCUAAAAAAAUAAAGAGCAACUCCAAAAAGCAGAGAGAAAGAAUCCCAUUUUUAAUCCUACGAAAGGUGGGUGAGGAUUCACUGUUGAGGAAAUUGACUAGAAUAUUAGCAGAUGAAAUGGGCAUGUGCACAUGCAGGGGUGUGUGAGUUUCACUGUUGUUUCCAUGGCCUUGGUUUCCAGUGUAGUAAGUAACAGUACCUUUAUCAGCGUCUUUUGGAAUUCCUUCUUUGUUUUUUUGUGGGUUUUUUUUGUUUUGUUUUGCUUUGCUUUGCUUUGACCUACCUGUGAUAGUAUUACCUCACAUUAAGAAAUAUGCUGUACAGAAAGAUGUAAAAAUAAUCACGCAUUCACUUUGAACCCUCCUCAGGGCCUCCUAAAUCACCACAGGUGUACUUUUGUAUUGCCGUCAUAGACCAAGCCAUUUUUGUUACAUUGAUUCAUGGCAUUAUUGUGAAGGCACCUCUUAAUCCUUUUCGGGUCAUGUCUAAGAAGUCUUAAGGAAGCUCUCUGUCCUGAAUACUUUCUCCUGUGUUUUCUCCUAAAAGUUUUGUCGUUUUUGCAUAUAAAUCUCUGAUCCAUGUCAAGUUCAUUUUUGUAUUAUCAUGUGAGGUUUAGGUUGAGUUUCUUUCUUGUAUUUUUGCUUAAGGAUGUUCAGUUGACUGGCACCGUUGGUUGAAAACUAGACUACAGUACUAUGCCUCCACUGAAUUAUGUUUAUUCCUUGAUCAAAAACCUGUUGGGCAUAUUUAUGUUGGUCUAUUUCUGAGUCUCUGUGUUAUCCCACUGAUUUGUACAUCUAAACCUCUGCCAGUACCAAACUAUCUUGAUUACUGCAGCUUUUAGUAAAUCUUAAAAUUGGGUGAAGUGAUUUCUCCUUUAUUCUUUUUUAAAAUUGAUUUAGCUUUCCAUAUCAAAUUUUUUCCCUUGGCUUUCUGUAAACACUUUAUCAUGUGCUUGUCUGUAUGUAGGAAACAUCUUGCUGGGAAUUUGAUAGAUACUACAUUAGUCUAUGGAUCAUUUCUGUGAGAUUUGGCAUCUUUAUUAUUUUGACUCUCACACCAUGAACAUGGUAUAUCUCUUCAUUUAUUUAGAUCUUUUUUGGUUUAUUUCACUAGCGUUUUGUAAUUUUCCACUUGUAAAUACUGAACAAAUUUUGUUAGAUUUUUACUUUGGCACUUUUUUUGGAGUCACUGUAUAUUAUAUGGAGGUUUUAAUUCCAGUUUGUACAUGAUCAUUACUGUUGCAGAGAAAUAUGAUUAAUUUUGAUAUGUUGACCUUGCCUCCUGCGACCUUGCUGAAUACUUAUUCUAGCAGAAUUUUGUGUAGAUUCCUCAGGAUUUUCUUCAUAAACAAUAAUGUUAUCAGCAAAUUGCAAAUAUCUUUUGUCUUCUUCCCAAUCUGUAUCCCUUUCAUUUCCUUUUCUGUCUUUAUUGUACUAGCUAGAACUUGCAGUACAAUGUCAAAUAAAAGGGUGAAAGAGGACAUACUUGCCUAGUUUGUAAUGUUAAGAAGAAAGCAUUCAGUGUUGAUUAUUAAAUAUGAUGGCUGUGGGUUUUUUGUUGUUUUACUUUUUAAAAAAUUUUAAUUCCAGUGCAGUUAACAAACAGCAUUAUAUUGGGGCACCUGGGUGGCUAGGUCAGUUGAGCGUCCAACUUCACCUCAGGUCAUGAUCUCAUGGCUUGUAAGUUCAAGCCCCACGUUGGGCUCUGUGUUGACACCUCAGAGCCUGGAGCCUGCUUUGGAUUCUGCUUCAGAUCCCUCUCUCUGCCCCUAACCCACUCACAUUCUGUCUCUGUCUCUCUCGAAAAUAAAUAAACAUUAAAAAAAAUUAAAAAAAAAACCAAACAGCA